CCCCACUAUCACUGAACAAUUUGUCUUUUUACUGAGAUUUCAUUCAUGUGCUUCUUGUCAUUGUUAAGCGUUCAUUGGCUGGGGACCAAGUUAUAGUAGCUGUUUGAGUGAGUUGGCCCUUAGUGAACAUUCUACAUAUUUUGCUACUAGUAUGCGUCAAUUUUGGGCUACAUUUUUUUUGUAAUGACUUGUGGGAUUAAAAAUUUGACUUGUACUACUGGUACAGCAGAGCAUGUGCAAGCAAAACUAUUUUGGUUGCAGUCACACAACUGAUGGGAAUAAAAUUUAGCACCUGCCCAGCUGUUAACUGCAGUACAAGCCAGUUUUUAGUCAAACUAGUCAUUACACACAAAAURAGGACCCAAAAUCUAUGACUCUAUCAUACAUUUUGGAGCCACAUUUAUACAAUAAUUGGUGCACGGAACAUGCACAAUUUAAUGUAUUGACACCAUGAAGAAAAAUCAAAAUUUUGUUAAAGUGGUCAACAAUGUGGGCACAAUAGCAAAGGAAUAUAAGGGUGUUUUAUCUGCCACAUGCGUUUAAAACAAGUGGUGCAAUUAUGGUUGUGACGAACAAAAAUUAUCAUAGCGUUGGCCAGCCAAACCGUGGUACUAGUACUACUAGUGCUGGGCGGCUCACCAGUACUCCUCCUCCUACCACUACUAGUUGUGGUACUAGUACUACUACUAGUAGUACUAGUAGUCGUACUACAAGAAGUGGUGGUGCUCCUGGUGCUGGUGUAUAAGAGGAAUACUACUACUAGUAGUAGUAUUGACUUGGAUACCAAAUGGUGAUUUCUCCACCACAGAAAAUGGUGUUGGAUAUCAUGUUUGAACAAUACUAGUCCAUCUAUUGGUGAUCACCAAUGAAGAAGAUUCAUAACAACUUGUAAUGUAGUAGUAGUAUGCUGUCGUAAGAGUGAUACAUAUUUUUGACAAACAAUGGGCGAUUCCCGUUAAUCUAGAUGGUCUAAAAAUCAAAAGUAGACCUUUUAGACUUUUUAGUUUAACAGGAAUCAUUUAAAACAGGGCCCAACAGACAUUUUUAGGCACUCGUUCUGGUCUUAAAGGAAUUUGGAAUCUUGACAUCUUUGAUUAUCAUGCUGUCUUCUUUCUUGGCGCUUUCUGAUUAAGAGAAGGUUUAGUUACGUAGUAAAAAAUUUUAAGUCUUAAAUUUGUUGGGUCUUUUCAGUUGAGUCCUACAACGGAUUUUCAUUGUUGGAAAUUCCGGUCUAGAUUUAGACUUUCUGUCAAGGGUGGAUUGUGCGUUGACAGAAAGUCUAAAAAUUCGGACUAGAAAGUCUAUUUUUGGUCUGUCUGUCUGUCUGUCUGUCUGUCUGUCUGUCUGUCUGUCUGUCAAAAAGUAGACCAUCUAGAUUAACGGGAAUCGCCCAAUGAUUUUCUUUUUGCUAAUUUUUUUUUACAGAAUUCCAUAAAUUUCAGGUCGUACUCCUACGUACCUGGUAUGGUAGUACCUCGAAAGAUAGGUAAAUCGCGCGAUUUUGUUUUGAUCCAGCGCGCAGAGUAUUGGCGUGAUAUCGAGGGCGGGAAAUUAGAAUUUUGAAAUACUGGCUCCCGCGACCGACGUAGCAAGAAAGUCGAACCCCAUUUAGUGGCACAUACUGUUCGUAUCAURCCGCGAAAGAUCUUCACAACACCUGUUUUCAAAUUCAAAAAUCACUUUUUAGGAUUAGCCGCUUGGCACAGCAUUUUGAACGAGUUCUUCAAAAGACUAAAUUUUCAACAAAACCUGGAAGUUUGCAUUGCCUCCAUGCCGAUGAAGAAGUGAUAAGGAUUGCUAUUGCUGUGCUUGUGCAGUACAAMUACCCUACGGUACAUGUACCGUACGGUAUGAUGCUCAAGAGAGAUKUUGUUUGCUCUGUUCCACCUCUCGCUUGCACUAUCCCUUCAAUACGUUUUUACCAGUUGUGAGAAAAGAAAAAAUCCUUUGCACAAGAAAUAAAGAAAGGAAGCAAAUUUCCAGCCCUAGUCCUAGUUUAUUUGCCAUUGCCUUGCCUUGUCGUGCAAUAAAUUGAUUGAUUGAUUGAUUGAUAGGUACUAAUAUCACAAAUUCUCACACUCUUACGGAACAGCAUGUUUGGGUUGAAGGAUAUGCUUCCAUUCCACCGGGCCAGCUCCGAUAGUAACAGCAAAAAGAGGAGCAKGCGAGACAAAGCAAAAAAUGGAGAGAGUACGAGAAGCAGUAGCAGAAGMAAAAACAGAAGCAUCCACCACURUAGCCAGCAUAAUCGAAGCUGCAGCGGCGGAAGUGAUUGCGGGGUCGAUGCCCACGAUGUCAAAUCGAUUGCUCUCGCUUUGAUCUCAGAGGAAAAUACCGAUGGGAGUGGCUACGAGUACUUCAACAACAGUGUCGUGGAAGAAGGCGGUGAUCCUCUGAACGAUAGCGCGAACACAGAGUCCACGGCGACGUCUUGUUCGGAGGUCAGCAUCAACUGGUUCCACAAUGAAAACSAUCACGAAAACGGCAACAUCCUCAAUGAACCCAAUGGCGAUAACCGCAUUGCCGCCAASGCAAACGCAAACGCCAACGCAUUGUACAAGCCUAGAUUUUACUACUCCCCCCUKGACCUUCUCGACAAGGCUACUUUACCGACCACCCCUAGGACGCAGGUCCUGGACGCCCUCGCCUCGGUCAAACAGUCCUGGAGCGUUAUCGAGGCAACCACGGAGGGCACCCACGAGGAAAUCGUUGAGCCGUAUCGGGAACAUUUUCAGGCCCGGUCUGUKCCGGAGCUGCUCAAGUAUGUCGAGACUAAUGUGGCGGAUCACGAAUGUGUCUUCGAGGCGAUCCGUAUUCUGAGCUGGCUGCGGUCGCUGCUGGCAGUGGGACAGAGCCCUACAAAGCAAUACGGCAAUAAAGAACGYGAAAACACCUACCGCGACAUCAACCUUGUCUUUCUCGAGGCUCACGCCGUCGCCAUUCUGGUACCAAUCCUCUCCUCCCACAAAACCACCGAUGGUUUUCUGCACUCCACCCACAAGCAUGUGUGCCUCUUUCCGGCUAUCUGGAACCUGCUGAUGGAGGUGGUUCUGUCUCCCCAAGCAAUUGCGUACUUCCGGGAUGCUAGCCACUCCACAGGCCUUCUCAACAUCGGUAUCUUUGAACCAACUACGACAAAGAAGAACCACCACGCCAGGCGGAAGCAAAAGCGGAAGCAGCACAGGGAAAAGGACCAGAURCGGAGGAAGCUUGUUGCGGCUGUAGACCUCGGGCUGGAUCGGGACGAGUACGCCAUGUCUUCCCUAUGGAUGGCACAAGCCUUACGACUGCUCACCAUGCUGCUCCGAACCUCGGAYGACACACAGACACGAUGGGCGGCUCUGGUUUCCCCUUCCACGGAAACUGCAACAACGACCACUGCGGCCACCACCGGCCUGGAACCGAACGAUGACGUUCGAUCGGCUAUUUGGGAACGCAAGAUCACUUCGAAGUUCCAGACCUUGCUGGAAAGUAACAGCACACRUAAAAACAGCGGGGGCGAGAAGGACCAUUGUUCUWCGCAAUACCCCUGGUUCAAGUACGAAGAAGUCUCGGCGGGGGCAAUUUCCUUCUUUUGGUGCUGCCUUUUCGACCGGACAGAUGCCCUCUCUGACUCCCUGGACAGGGAGGCCCUCUCCCGCUUUGUACAUGUCACAAUGAACGAGUUCCCAAAUUCGAAGAUCCUCMRGAGUGAGGGAAUCCAGAUCCUUUCGCCUCCYCGGGAAGCAUCUACGCACCACCACAAGUCAUCAGCAAACAAAUCGGACAACUCAUCAAACCAUCACUGUUACUGCUCCGAACCGUCACCGCAGUAUCCGUUGUCAUCCUCUUUUGUGUGUCCCGUUCCCUUCGCGCUUGGGAAUGGCACCCGGACCAUCCUUGUUGGGGACCCCACGAGGGCCAGGUGCCUCUACGACGACCCACUAGCUUCGCUGUCAACCUCCUAUCACAACCUUAGUAACGGUUCGAAGUCGAACCGCCAGCAUACCGCCCCUUCCCACCACCCGAAGCGACUCCUCCGCAAGCUUCUAAACACCACCUGGGCCUCGUGUUUUGCAGACCUUUGUGCUUUCAGCGAUGAACAGCACGAAAAUGAUUGUGAUGUCGAUGGCGAUGACGGGAUUCUCCACUGAGGAAGUGUACCGUAAAKGCAGCGGARUCAUUCCGAAAACAAACACGGGGAUGGAUCGAGUUUAAGUUGGAAUGCAUUAGAUCGCUCUCGCGAUAUUUAUUAGGGCCGGGAAUAACGGGAUAUUCUUGUAAUAUAUGUUGCUACACUAC
Pseudo-nitzschia multistriata is the source of this 4281-nucleotide messenger RNA. The record is from the annotation of a GenBank genome assembly. NCBI's taxonomy places the organism in Eukaryota, Bacillariophyta, Bacillariophyceae, Bacillariales, Bacillariaceae.